AUGCCUCUUCAUUUCUUUGAUGAUGCUGGUCGUCGCGUCGCCUACGUCCGCCAGAACCCUCGCAGGAACAUGUAUGUGAACCAGUUUCUGAUUCCUCAGAGAUUUCGGUUCACCGAUGAACAACUGGACUGGAUAACGGACUUGUGGAAUGUGAUCAGUGCUGUGGAUGGCACACUGGUCCGGAUAAGGACUCCAGCUGUUGACGGGUGGCAGUACGUCAGCAGGAAAGGAACAUCUUGCCUCAACGUCUGCAUCAUCGCAGACGCUGUAGGCCGAAUCCUGUACGUCAACAACGGGUCCCCCGAAUGGGUGAACGAUGCCGUGACUCCGCACCUGCUGCGGUCUUCAAGUAGUGGAACAACCGUAGCAGGUUAUCGCCUUCUUGGCGAUAUGGGGUACGGCAACGGCGGCGGAAUAAUAACGCCAUUCCGGCCCACUGCCGUCCAAGGAGACGCGAGGAAAAUGCGAUAUAACCGCGAUCAUUGCCGUAUGCGAUCGAUCGUGGAGAUGACCAUCGGUCGUAUGAAAUCGCGUUUCCCCAUUCUCUCGUCAGAACUGAGAGUGGGACCUCAACGCGCGUCGAAAAUCGUCAUUGCAUGCGCAGUGUUGCACAACAUAAGUGCUCCCAUUCUUGCAAACGUGAAUGAAAGUAUUAGAGCGGCCUAUUGCGACCUGAUUCAAAGCGAUAUCUGC
This is a messenger RNA of Ostertagia ostertagi, 693 nucleotides long. The record is from the annotation of a GenBank genome assembly. NCBI's taxonomy places the organism in Eukaryota, Metazoa, Nematoda, Chromadorea, Rhabditida, Trichostrongylidae.